AUGGCGCCUAGACUCUCGAAACUUCGUCGAAACGAGCUUCAAAGCAUUUUAUUGAGUAAACUUAACGGUGACGAGGCAAUCAAGGACCAAGAGAUAGCUAGAACCGUGAUCAACUGCGGCGAGAGAUCCGUGCGUAGAGCCCGCUCCAACAUUAUCCGACAUGGAACGAUCGAUGCCCCAUCCAAGCCCGUCGGCCGACCGAGGGAGAUUACAGAGAACAUGAUGCUAGCAUUGCAAGCAAAGCUGCUAGACCGUGCUAGCAUGAGUCACCAAGCGCUCCUCGAUGGCGUUCUUUACUGCGAAGUAUAUGAUGGCCAUACGGACUUGGACUUCUUCGAAGGGUAUCUCCUCAGACUGCUGCCAUACCUAGGGAGGUACCCCGGACCGCGAUCGGUGAUCUUCAUGGAUAAUGCCUCAUUCCACAACGUUUCACUCGAGGUUCAAGCCACCCUCGCCGAAGCGGGUGUUUUGCUGGUUAUGCAGCCGCCUUACUCACCCGAUUUAAACCCGGUAGAGUAUUUUUUUGGUUCACUCAAGCAGCACAUUGCCGCCCGAGCUUUAGAGCACGAGGAUCUUAUCAAAGCCGACUUCAAGUCGUAUCUGCGCAUGCAAAUAAAUAUAUUGGGUCGAGGUAAGACCGGGAGGAGAUGGGCGCGAGGUCACUUCAGAAAGGCUCAAAUCUACGUUUGA
Beauveria bassiana ARSEF 2860 is the source of this 690-nucleotide messenger RNA. Its product is annotated as putative Tc1-mariner class transposase. NCBI's taxonomy places the organism in Eukaryota, Fungi, Ascomycota, Sordariomycetes, Hypocreales, Cordycipitaceae. The record is from RefSeq and is a predicted model, not a curated record. The transcript has 2 exons. Gene Ontology annotation, molecular function: nucleic acid binding. The coding region runs from base 1 to 690 and encodes 229 amino acids.